GAGGGGCAAUGCACAAUGCGUCUAUUCUAUGGAUAACGAUAGUCCUUAGCCCCUCGCCGGUGUUUUUCCACACGUCCGCCGCCGUAACUCCCGUCCUCUAGGGUAUCGCCGCAUCCAACAAGAACAUGUACCUCGAUGAUCUGCCCAAUGAGCAAGUCGUUAGCACCUCAGUGAGCGGACUAGUUCCUUCCAUGAAUCCGAGCAGUAAACUCAAUUUUAGAAUAACCCAAUAGCAACAACUAAAUGAACAAAGAAUUGCAAGCUUGUCAAUGCAUGAAUGUAGAUCAGGACUAGACAUCAUACCUUCGUUGAAGUGGGGUUACUUUCGUUGGAUGAGCUACAGCUUGGAUAACUACCAUCGUAUGAUUGUUUGAAUUACUAUAUAUUCAUUGAUUCCCAAGUGUUUAAGAAGUAUUCUCUAUUUAAGAUUCAAUUAUUGCAAUACAAUCAAUACAUCGUUCAAUAAUUAUACCUACAUAUCUUCCCCAGAACAGCCUUAAUAAUCUCUCAGUAAAAGCAUCUACAUCAUCCCAAUUAUCAAAAAUGGAGAAUCUUCCCAAGGAACAAUGGGCGCAAGUAGUCGAAGAAACUGGCAAGCCCGUCGUCUACAAAAAAAUCCCCGUCCAAAAGCCUGGUGCUGACGAAGUCCUCGUAAACAUAAAAUUCUCUGGUGUAUGCCACACCGAUUUACACGCCGUAAAUGGUGAUUGGCCAUUAGAUACAAAGCUUCCACUUGUCGGAGGACAUGAGGGAGCUGGUGUUGUCGUUGCCGUUGGUAGUCUUGUUGAGGAUGUGAAGGUUGGUGACUACGCUGGAGUUAAGUGGUUAAAUGGAAGUUGCCUGGCCUGUGAUUUCUGUCAACAAUCCGACGAACCACUCUGCGCUAAAGCACUCCUCUCAGGAUACACAGUCGAUGGAACAUUUCAACAAUACUGUAUCGCAAAGGCCGCACACGUCGCGCGUAUUCCAAAGGAAUGCGAUCUCGAAGCUAUCGCCCCCGUCCUCUGCGCUGGUAUUACCGUCUACAAAGGCCUUAAAGAAUCUGGAGUUCGCCCAGGUCAAACUGUAGCGAUUGUUGGUGCUGGAGGCGGCUUAGGUUCGCUUGCUUGUCAAUAUGCUAAAGCUAUGGGAUUAGAUAUUAUUGCAAUUGACGGAGGUGCCGAGAAGAAGAAAAUGACACAAGAGUUGGGAGCGCAGCACUAUGUUGAUUUCAUGUCAAGCAGCAAUCUAGUAAACGAUGUCAAGGCUUGCACUCGCGAUGGAUUGGGACCUCAUGCUGUUAUUUUGGUUGCGGUCAACGAGAAGCCAUUCCAGCAAGCUGCGGAAUAUGUUCGACCUCGCGGUACGGUCGUUGCUAUUGGUCUCCCAGCCGGUGCUUAUCUUCGUGCGCCUGUUUUCGAGUCGGUUAUCAAGAUGAUUACCAUUAAGGGAUCGUACGUUGGUAACCGACAAGAUUCUGCUGAGGCUAUUGAGUUCUUUAGACGUGGUCUUAUUAAGGCUCCAUAUAAGACAUGCGGUUUGAGCGAGUUGCAGAAAGUUUAUGACUUGAUGCAUGAGGGCAAGAUUGCUGGAAGAUAUGUUGUUGAUACCAGCAAAUGAUUGGGUUCAUUGUCAUGUGGAAUGGAACGAAAUGGUUAACGGCGUGAAGCUAGGGAUUAAUAGGCUUUUAUGAGUAGAUCCGCGGGGUCUUUACUUCAAGAUUAAACUACCGGAAUGGUGUUUGAGCGUGCAUCGUAGCGAUGAGAACAAAGAAACAAAUUUUUGAACUUUACAAUAGAAGCUUGUGAGACUAUGGUCCUAUGGUGAUACAUGAGUGUUGUGAUGAUGGGAUUAGAAGUGCUCUGAUCACUAGAUACAAAGAUACUCAUAAUCUAGCCAGCGUGAACCUAGCAGAGUAUAAUGAUUACCUCAUCAGCUGAUCAUUUCGAGGGCAUUCAUUUGAAUUGUUAGCUGAAAAUUUCGAGAUAUAUGGACCUCCAAAUGGCAUGCUCAGGGAGGCUUCGACCCUUCAAGUAAUCAGCUCUUAGAUAUAUCAGAACCUAAUCUGAUUAAUAGAACGAUCAUUAUUGUCUUUUCACACCGCUACAUGUGUCAAAUAGAUCCUUCCCACAUUCA
Molecule: messenger RNA, 2115 nt
Organism: Botrytis cinerea B05.10
Lineage: Eukaryota; Fungi; Ascomycota; Leotiomycetes; Helotiales; Sclerotiniaceae
Exons: 3
Coding region: 544-1599 (351 amino acids)
Molecular function (GO): zinc ion binding; oxidoreductase activity
Source: RefSeq, a predicted model, not a curated record